AUGGCGACCAAGACCAAGACGGCCAAGGGCCUCGAGCAUGAAAAGCGCAAGGGCGAAUCGGCUCUCAGCGACUUUGCCGAAUAUGUAGAACAACAGCAGAAUCUACGGUAUCCAGCCUCUGCGAAGAAGCCCGCCGACUCAGUGGAACACGAUGUGGAGCUUGAUGAGCUGCUCGACAGCCUAAAUCUGGUCGACUCUGCGCCGCGAGUGAAGCUCAAGGACCUCGUGCUCAGAUCGGACGACGACACCCUGAAGAAGCUCGGAGACGUCAUUGUCGAGCGAAUAGAAGAAGGCGCCGGCGAGACGGUCUUCGAUCUCGGGUUUGAGAACAGCGGCGAAUCCAUGCAACUGACUCCGCAAGAGUGGCAUCAGGCGUAUACAAGACUCGUCGAGGCUGCGAAGCGGGUGGGCGCAGACUGCCAGCUGCUCCUAACGACCAAUGUGGGUGGCAAGGAAGAGGCGGAAAGCACGGCGACGAGCCCGACCAAGGACAAGAGCUGCAGCGGAAAGAUUCUCAUUCGAAGGAUACCGGGCAAGAUUGAGGAUGUCAUUGAGACGAGGAUAGCAGUCGUGGGCAAUGUCGAUGCUGGAAAGAGUUCGCUGCUCGGCGUGCUAGUCAAGAACGACCUGGACGACGGGCGAGGACGAGCGCGAGUGAAUCUCUUCCGUCACAAGCACGAAAUGGAGACGGGACGAACAAGCUCUGUGGGCAUGGAAAUCAUGGGGUUCGACAGUCUCGGCCAAGUCGUCACUUCGGAUACCCCAGGCCGAAAGCUGUCGUGGGAAGACAUUGGGAAGCGCAGUGCCAAGGUCAUCACUUUCAGCGAUCUGGCUGGGCACGAAAAGUACCUGCGCACGACUGUGUUCGGCUUGCUCUCCAGCAGUCCCGACUUUUGCCUUCUUAUGGUCGCGGCCAACAAUGGACUGGUUGGAAUGAGCAAGGAGCACCUGGGCAUUGCGCUGGCGCUCAACGUCCCCGUCAUGGUCAUCAUCACCAAGAUUGACAUUUGCCCUCCCAACAUUCUCAAGGAGACCAUCAGCCAGGUCAACAAGAUCAUGAAGAGUCCCGGUGCCCGAAAGAUGCCAACCUUUAUCACAAACCGCGAAGAGUGCAUCAACACGGCGACCCAGUUUGUCAGCAAGAGGAUAUGUCCCGUCUUCCAGGUGUCCAACGUCACCGGCGAGAACCUCGAUCUCGUGCGGCUCUUCCUGAACAUGCUGCCUCACCACGGGCACUAUCACUCUGACGCGCCAUUCGAGUUUCAAGUUAAUGACACAUUCUCGGUGCCGUUCACUGGUACGGUUGUCUCUGGCAUUGUCAAGUCUGGCAUGGUUCACGAAGGCGACAAUGUUCUGAUUGGGCCGGAUUCUCUAGGGCAUUUCACGCCCACGGCAGUGCGUUCCAUUGAGCGCAAGAGAAUACGGGUGCAUGUGGCCGAGGCAGGGCAAUCUGCCUCGUUUGCGCUCAAGAAGAUGAAGCGGCGAGAUGUCCGCAAGGGCAUGGUGAUGCUUCAUAAAGAAGAGGGACAGACUGGGCCCAGGGUGUUUCAAGAAUUCGUCGCAGAAGUUCUUAUUCUGUCGCACGCAACCACCAUCAAGAAGCGCUAUCAGGCCAUGCUACAUGUCGGUGCCGUCUCGCAGACAUGCGCUAUCAUCGACAUUGACCGCGAGCUGAUUCGCACGGGCGAUCGCGCCAACGUUGCCUUUCGCUUUGUCCAGCGUCCAGAAUACAUUGCCCCUGGAGACCGGCUUUUGUUCAGAGAGGGCCGCACUAGAGGUCUCGGCAUUGUCAAGUCUGUAGGGUACGAUCCCAAGCAGCCGCUGAUGAGCGCUCCAGAAGAUGUGAUUGGGCAAGCCGAGGACGUCGAGCAGCAAUCUGUGGUUGGAGAAGCGAAUGAUGUAGCAAGCGGGACGUAG
Molecule: messenger RNA, 1917 nt
Organism: Trichoderma atroviride IMI 206040
Lineage: Eukaryota; Fungi; Ascomycota; Sordariomycetes; Hypocreales; Hypocreaceae
Biological process (GO): translational elongation
Molecular function (GO): GTP binding; translation elongation factor activity; GTPase activity
Source: RefSeq, a predicted model, not a curated record